AUGGAGACCAAGUAUUGGACACGAGAAUAUAUUAGUGGGAUUCGAUUAUUUAUACAUGAUGUUGAGGAACAAACGAAAUUGAUUGAAAAUGAGAUCCAGAAAGUGAAAAGAUUCAAUGACCAAUGUUGGAAACCUUUUCUCAAGAACGUCAAAUCUGUUGAGGGUAUGAGUCAAUUUAGUAACCUAUUGACGAACAGUUCAUCAAAUUCGCAAUUUGAUUCUAUGACUAAUAAAGCUAGUUCUUUAGCCCAAUUAUUAAAAGAAAAUCAACAAUAUGGUAAUGAUUAUGAAAAGGAGAUUACACCCAUCUAUGAUCGAUAUUAUGAUAAUAUGAUACGAUUAAGACAAUUAGAUCGUCAUCAUCAACAGAAACAGAAUGAUAUGCAGGUAAAUGUGAAAGAACCCAACACAGCAGCUUGUUUGAAUGAUUAUAAUAUUACAUACCCUUAUCAGCUUGAUUCGCAGAUCUCUAUAAAGAAUGAGCAAGAAAUGGUUGAAUAUAUCGAGAUGUUAAAGACGACUAUUCCAUUACAGAAGAAUCUAUUUGGUAAAGAAUAUUUUAAAGGUGUUGGAUUGAUUACUAUUUUGAAGAAACGAUAUCCAUUGAUUGAUACAUCUCAAUAUAACAUGAAUCGUUUGGGACAAAUGUUAUUGGAUAUGGCAAUCAUUGAAGAAUACAGUGCGCGGACGUUAUAUCUUACGAGGACGCAAAUAAUGUACGAUAUGAAUCGAAGUUAUAAUUGGGUGAAACCUGAAUUAGCAGUGGUAACAUCAUCAUCAUCAUCAUCAUCAUCUCAAGAUACCAAUUGUAAUAAUUUUGAACCAUUCAUGCAGCAAUACAUUAUAGUCGAAGAAGAUAAAGUCAACUUGGAGACGGUACAUUGUCGAAACUGUCGACAUUAUAACAAUGUAAUGAUACCACAAAUAUAUAAGAAACUAAUCGAUACAGAGACGAGUUUCCAAAGAUUAGUAUCUUCGAUAUUUCGAAACGUUCCUUUUACUCUAUAUGAUCCGCAUCCUUUGAAUCAUGGGUAUAGUUAUUACUCUAGAGACAAUGGUAUUGUAAUGAAUUAUGAUCAAAAUAAACAAUUCAUGUUUGGGUGUGAUAAAAUCAAUGAGGAUAUAUUACAAGCUGUUCGUUUAUUACUAGAACAAUGCAACGGUAGACAACCUAAUAAGAUAGAUAUAUGGCAUGGGGACAUCGAUCUUCAAAGAGUCAGUAAAUUGAAACUAGUCGUCUUACAAAAAUUUAUGAAAUGUAAUGGAUCCAACGUUGAAUCCAUAAAACAAUUGAUACAAGAGAGUGAAGUUACUUCAACGUAUAUCACAAGAGAUUGGGCGGAUCUUGUCAAGUUAUGGUUAUACGAAUUACCUGGAGGUUUACUGAUUCGAGAUAAUAUCAAUCGCAAAUUAAUUGUACCACAAGUGCAUGGUCCAGCAUUUACAUUAUUUGUAAGCCAUUGGAGAGUCGCCAGUGGUCAUCAAGAAGCAGAAGCAGAAGCAGAAGCAGUAGCAGAAGAAGAUCGAGCUUUAGUUAAGCUUUUAGAUCCCGUGAACGAUAGUAACGAUGGUGGUGGAACGCAGUUGAUCCAAUCGAUGAUUAGAGACUCGCCAGGCAGUGGCGAGACCAUCGAGGCCUCAGCCAAAGCGUUGCAUCGAUUGAUUUUGAGUUGGGACAGCAUCGAUCACAGAGAGAUCGUCCCGGUGCUGUCCACCGAACCGCCCGCAGACGAACCGGAAUUCGUGCCAUUACCGUUCCGAACCGCCAAGCAGUCUCUGACUGCGGACAAGAACGGAGAAUAG
Molecule: messenger RNA, 1803 nt
Organism: Maudiozyma barnettii
Lineage: Eukaryota; Fungi; Ascomycota; Saccharomycetes; Saccharomycetales; Saccharomycetaceae
Gene: RGD3
Product: Rgd3p
Exons: 1
Coding region: 1-1803 (600 amino acids)
Source: RefSeq, a predicted model, not a curated record